GCUCUGCGGCGGCUGGGCGGACGGAGAGCCGCACUGCACCCCCGCCACAGCGCUCGGUCCCCGGCGUGGCCCUCGUCCGUCAUCGCGAUGGGAAUGACCGCGGCGGAGCGUCCCGCGCCGGACGCGCGCAGUAUAAAACGGCGCUGCCGCCCUCCGCUGUGAAGUGAGGGAGAGGAGGAGGAGGAGGAAGAGGAAGAGGAGGAUGACACGCAUCUUGACAUGAGAAGUGAUCCCCAGGAGCACAACUUGGACAAAGACGACCCCCGGAGCCCGGCGUGUGCGCCCUGAACCGGGACCAUGAGCCCCGCGGCGCGCCUGGACGCACUGCUCUUUUGUACGGUGGUGGUUGGCGUCUCCGCCCGAGUUUUGACCACCAUCUCGCCGAAUGGCCAGCAAGUCCUUUCCCCGCGCCACUAUCAGCACACCGACCCAGCCUCGGGCGCCCGGCUGGUCUGCGACAAGUGCCCCGCCGGGACCCACGUCUCGGCCCACUGCUCCGCCGCCGCCGUGAGGGAGUGCAGCCCCUGCCCGGAGGGCACCUUCACCCGGGGCGAGAACGGCGUGGAGCAGUGCCACCGCUGUCGGGCACCGUGUCCCGAGGGCCUCCUGGAGAAGACCCCCUGCACGUCCACCCAGGACCGCACCUGCGCCUGUCCGCCCGACAGCUUCCUGUCGGGCGACGGCGGGGGGCGCUGCAAGCCCCACUCGCUGUGCCCCCCGGGGACCAGGGUGAAGAAGAAGGGCAGCGAGGUGGAGGACGCCGUGUGCAAACCCUGCACCAAGGGGACCUUCUCAGACGUGGCGUCGAGCGCGACCAAGUGCCGAAACUACACCAACUGCCAAGCUGUGGGGCUGGUGCUGCUCUCGCCGGGGACGAAGGAGACGGACAACGUCUGUGGUCCCCCGUCCACUGUCCCACCGCAUGCCUCCAGAACCACGCCACUGGGCGCCGCGCUGGCCGUGCUGUUAGAGGAACCCAAGACGUCUUUGAUCUCUCCAGCGUCGCUCAUUGGAAAUCAGAACAAAGGGACUCACAGCCAGUCGGCAGCCAUCCAGCUGAGGGGAACCCUGGGAGGGGAAGACCACAGGGCAGAGGGGCUUCUCCUCGGCCGUCCUGGCGCUCCCACGGCACCAAACCGCGAUCCCCCAUGGACUCCACCCUCCCUGGCUCGCGAGGAACCGAUGCGCCUCGAGCAAAAGGGGCAAUCGGACUCCGACCCGAUUCCGGGGCCAAGCAAGCGGGAUGGUUCGGCGGCGGGAGACGGGGUCAGGGUCAGUGUGGGGAUCAACAAGGCGUCUGGGCAGGGGGGUAACGACGGGGUCUCCAGCUACUACAGGCCGACUCGGAGGGGGUCCCCGAGGCCGAGCCCCCACAAUCACUUUGACAUCAACGAGCACCUGCCGUGGAUGAUCGUGCUGCUGCUGCUGCUGGUGCUCGUGGUCAUCGUGGUGUGCAGCGUGAAGCGGAGCUCCCGGGUGCUGAAGAAGGGCCCGAUGCAGGACCCCAGCAGCAUCAUGGAGAAGGCCAUUCAGAAGAAGCCUCCUGCCCCACCGGCCCAAGCCAGAGAGAAGUGGAUCUACUACUCCAAUGGACAGGGGGUGGACAUCCUGAAGCUGGUGGCCGCCCAGGUGGGCACUCAGUGGAUCGACAUCUACCAGUCGCUGGCCAACGCCACGGAGCGCGAGGUGGCCGCCUUUUCCAACGGCUACUCGUCGGACCACGAGCGGGCGUACGCCGCGCUGCAGCACUGGACCAUCCGCGACGGCGACGCCAACCUGGCCAAGCUGAUCAACGCCCUGCACCGGCAGCGCCGCAUCGACGUGGUGGAGAAGGUGCGCUGCGUCAUGGAGGACAACCCGCAGUUUGACAUCAACCAGCUGAUGACCUCAGUGAAUGUAAGCCAGAGCCUCAGUCCCAUCCACAAGCCGCUGGAUUCCCCCGGCAGCGUUGGCAGCGUCGGCAGCGGGGCCAGCGGGAGCAGCGGGGGCAGCGGCGGCAGCGGCGGCGUGGUCCGGGCGGGCGGCGCUGGCGUGGAGCAGUCCCCUGUGGACCGCACCAAAGGCUUCUUCCCCGACGAGUCUGAGCCGCUGCUGCGCUGCGACUCCACCUCCAGCAAGGACUCGGCCCUCAGCCGGAACGGCUCCUUCAUUACCAAAGAAAAGAAAGACACGGUGCUGCGGCAGGUGCGCCUGGACCCGUGCGACCUGCAGCCCAUCUUCGACGACAUGCUGCACAUCCUGAACCCCGACGAGCUGCACGUCAUCGAGGCCAUCCCGGCCGCCGAGGACAAGCUGGACCGCCUCUUCGAGAUCGCCGGCGUCAAGAGUCAGGAGGCCAGCCAGACGCUGCUGGACUCCGUCUACAGUCACCUGCCCGAUCUGCUGUAGGGGGGGGGGGAGUGAGGAGGAAGCGGUACAGGAGGGAAAAAGAACGGCGCUAUCUUUGACCGCUACGCCCGGUACGGGGAAGGCCUUCCCCUCAUCCACACCGUCUAGUGGAUUUUAUAACUCUGUGCUCGUAUCUACACCUCUCCUUCUAUUCCAAUCGCCUACUUGUCUUGUGUGUGCACGAUCACUCUCUCGCUCCGGCUGAAAACAGGGUCGACACUCGGGUCUGGCGACCUCGGUGCCUGGGACUUACCACCAACACGUGACAGAUACCUCUCUGAACCGCCGCCGCCACAGCGUGUGGACCACGGAGUUAGAGACAAAACACUUGGUCGGGUAGCUUUGUUAGCUGUGUCACGGAUGGAGAACGUACUGGAAGUAUCUCCCGAAGGCUUUGCUCUGAUUCUGGCCCACUGGUGUCUUGAGCUCCACAGGGUUCUGAAGGUGCUCCACUGGCCUGAGAUCUGGUGACUGCAGGCCGUGUGAGUUCAGUAAACCGCCGUGAAGUGGUUUCAGGCGUCACCCUGCUGGUCAGGUACGAGCGUGUAACUCAGGUAGGAUAGUGUUCUUCACGUCAUGCACAGUUGACCAAGGAGCCCAGAACUCCCCCCUCGAGUACCAAACAUCUGAGCAGCGGCAUCCUGACUGAGGCAGCAGGACUCUGCAGAAUACACCCCCCCGUUUUCAGAAAGGUGUGUUUUCAGUGGCUCCUACGCCCAAAAACACAAAGUUUUGGGUUUUCUUUGUCACAUCGAAGCCUCAGAUUUAGAAGCGAUGAUCUGUUUUUCUGUUUUUGCUAACCGUCACCAUGUAGAUGGCACUUCAGACUCGGUCCAACCAGGGUCCUUCACACUUCCCAGCUUCAGCUCUUUAUCAUAUUCACCUCCGAGCUUCUUAGAAAGACCAACAGCGGCCAGUCUUUGCUCUCAGGUGUGUUCCUGCAGGUGGAGAAAUCCCUGUGGGGAGGUGGGGGAUGUUCCAGGCUUCAGUCGUCCUCCAGAACCUCCGAACUGAGAGAAGAGUUGAUUUGAGGCACUGACGUGGCGACUCCACAGAGAACGACACAACAAGCACUUUCAGCAUUCUGAAGGACCACGGUGUCACGCUUAGGCAAAUCUCUUCUGUACUUUCCAACCGGAGAUUAUCUCCUGGAGUUAAGAAUCACUGUGUUUACACACACACACACACACGCACACACGCACACACGCACACACACACACCCCUUUAGAAGCAGAUGAAACCAAACCCGACACACUGGUCCUUUAAAUGACCGAUGCCUUCGUGUUUUUCUUGAUUUUUUUUUCCUUGUUGGUGCCAAUUCAUUCAGGUUUUCUCACCAAUAAUCAUCAUCUUAAUCUUGAAAAUGAUAUUUAAGAUAAAGCUCGGCAGUCACUGCAAGAAAGGAAACUCCAUAUAAGCAACAACGAAUAAGCUAUAGCUCUAAAUGACACUGGUAUUAUUCUUUGAUUUUAUUGAUCUUUGAGUCACGUGCCUGAACUUCUCUUUUCCUUCUGUUCCCUUUGUUGUAGCUUUGGAAAAACUAUACAUCCAAAAUAUUAGAAACUUUCAAAUUACUCCAAAACUAAAGUUUUUCUUACUAAUAUUCCGAUGUAUGGUUUUUGCCUUUUUACUUUUUCUUUUGUUUUAUUGUUAUUUUGACAGAAAGAAUUAAAAGAAAAGGAUUUUGUUCGGUGUGAAUCAGAACCGAACAGGUUUUGAUGUUGCUUUGGAACUCCUGGUACUGAAACGCACAUCCAGCCCUCCGCUCGCUGUUCCCCGCCCGCCUCAGCUCAUGUAGCGUUGAUAAAGUGUUCUUCAUGCAUUUUGGAGCUUCAUGUCCGCCUGAACGUCCGACGAUGUCCAGUUUUCCAUCCUGUAGUCAUUUAAAAUGUAACACUGAUGCACUAAUGAUGUUUUCCUCUCUGGAGGCAGAUUCAUGCUGUCGGGCCCUUUAUUACAUUUUUUUUCCAUUUUCUUUUUUGUUCCGACAUGCUGUUAGCUAACAUUUAAUUUUGUUGUAGUGUUUCUUUUUUUUUCUAUAUUUACUUCUUAUGAUUCAUUAUGUUAUUGUCUCUGUUAGCACUAUGAUUUUGUCUCUGACGGGCAUUCACAUACUCCAUUUCUCUACUUGAAGUAGGACGAUCACGGGCUCUUCUUUCAGUUCCUUCUGCAUCCGAUCUUCUUAACAUUUAGAAAACACCACCCAAAAAAAUGAAAUAUUGAAAAAAAAAAAAAAAAAAAAAAAAAAGACAGAAACCUGCUGUUGGGAGAGCGUUUCCACGGUGACGGACUCACCCAGCCCCAGGUGCGUCCGUGGUACAGUGGUGCUUCAUGGGAACUGUCAGCAGCCCUCCCCCGACACAAGGGAACGUGGGCGUGGAGCCCCGGACUGUAAGGACUAUUUGAAGUAUUCCAGACUGAGAGCCAGUCUGAAGCUCUGCUGCUGCAGUGGGUGAGGACGAGGCGGCGGCUCGCUCCCCGCCGCGGGACGCCAGCUUCUGAUUUACCGAGGAGCGAAAUGUGGCUUUGAAUGGAUGAUUACAGUAAAUUUCACACGUGUAACCAGUAUGUUUACUAUUAUGUAACCUCUUAAAAAUCAACCGAAUAAAGUUCGAAACAUUUGUA
Salarias fasciatus (jewelled blenny) is the source of this 5013-nucleotide messenger RNA. RefSeq names its product tumor necrosis factor receptor superfamily, member 21 (gene tnfrsf21). Gene Ontology annotation, cellular component: plasma membrane. The record is from RefSeq and is a predicted model, not a curated record. Lineage: Eukaryota; Metazoa; Chordata; Actinopteri; Blenniiformes; Blenniidae. Bases 298 to 2388 code for a protein of 696 amino acids. Gene Ontology annotation, molecular function: protein binding. Gene Ontology annotation, biological process: signal transduction; neuron apoptotic process; adaptive immune response. The transcript has 6 exons.